Molecule: messenger RNA, 1084 nt
Organism: Dermacentor andersoni
Lineage: Eukaryota; Metazoa; Arthropoda; Arachnida; Ixodida; Ixodidae
Source: RefSeq, a predicted model, not a curated record
GUUCUAGCGUUAAACGUUGCGAGGUUUAUAUUCCAAUGGCGGCCUGUCUGAACACCACGGCUCUUAUGUAACACUUCAUAUCUUCCUGGCAGCGUGUUUAUUUUAUUUGAAGCGAUUAAUAAAAUAAGAACGUGUUGCUUCGCGUCUAAUUCAACAUUAACGCAUUGCAUGGGCUGUGCAUCGUUUAAUGUGCCCAAUUUUUCUGUGGCAUAAGUAAUUGUCAUGCUUAUAUUCUUUUUUCUUAAGAAGGCUGCCUAUACGUCCAAAUAACGAACUAUAAAGAUGGACUAUGUUAUCAUCCUUGCGUUGUUUCUGUCACCGCUGCUAUCCUACGGCCUAGCACCUACAAAUACAGCAAAGAAAAAUAAUGACCACCGAGUGAAGAUGGUAAAGAAGUUACUGAACCAAAAGGGUUCCCUCGCAGUUAGUCGUGGAAAGUACACGCAACUCGAUUACCCCUUAUGUGUGCGAUCACGUUUCGAAGAGUACUCACUUUCUGGAUAUUUCCACAAGUUAAUCUACUACGAAGAGAAGGAAAAGGGGUCCGGAAUACUAGGAAAGCGCCAUACCUUAAGAGCUUUCUUCGAAGUCAAAGCAAACGACGCACUGAGCCUUCUCGUCCAUGCUUACAUGAGUGGCGGUUUUGAGGACCAUAGAAUAUCUGGAAGCUACGAUAUCCUCUAUGCUGACAAUACUUGUUUUAUAGUCGCUACACCUAGAAAAGCAGAGUAUAAAUAUCUUCCACAUACCACACAAGUUGCUUUUUUCUGCCGAUACCACAUUGGAAUGGAACAUCAGCACUGCCUUAAAGGAAAAAAGUGAUAUGUACAACAAAAUAUAGUGACGCUAUGUCUACUGUAGGAUGAGUUCUGCUUGUGAAGGUUAAUGAAAUAAAUUACAUUGUUGUGUUUUACAUGAUAAAAUCAUAUCAUUUAUAGGUAUAACGUAGUUGAGACUCCGUAUUAAUUUUUUCCACCUGUUGUUCCUUAAGCUGCACCUAAAUCGAGAUACACGAGGCUUUUUGGAUAUGAACCCAUUAAUAUGAGGCCGCUGCGGCAAGAUCACAUCCGUGACCGAGAGCUCA